Vigna radiata var. radiata (mung bean) is the source of this 660-nucleotide messenger RNA. RefSeq lists its product as uncharacterized. Bases 1 to 660 code for a protein of 219 amino acids. The transcript has 4 exons. NCBI's taxonomy places the organism in Eukaryota, Viridiplantae, Streptophyta, Magnoliopsida, Fabales, Fabaceae. The record is from RefSeq and is a predicted model, not a curated record.
AUGACAUGGGAGGCAACCAAGUUGAGGAUAUGGGGAGGCAAUGACGUCGACGAUGUGGAGGGGCUUGUAGGAGUGUGCGUGAAAAUAAAGAAGACAGAUGUUGUUGAUGUUGUUGUUGAUGGUCAUUGCGGUUAUCGGUGCAUUGCUGCCUUGUUGGGUUUAGGUGAAGAGGCAUGGCCUACUAUCCGACAUAACCUUUAUGAGGAACUAACUCAGUGGCGUGAUGAAUACGCAAAUUUAGUAGGAAGCUAUGAUCGAUUGGAAGAACUACGUCAGUCAUUAAUUGUCCACGAUCGAUUACAGGUUAAUGCUAAGAAGUGGAUGACCAUACCGGACAUUGGUUAUGCCAUUGCAAAUAGGUACAAUGUCAUCUUAGUAUGUUUGUCCUAUGUUCAGAGUUUUACCAUAUUCCCACUUCGCACUCCACCACCUACUGAUAUUAGACAACAUCAAAUCUUAUGCAUUGGAUUUGUUAAUGGAUGUCAUUUCGUACAGGUUAAAUUACAAGAUGAUUGUCCGUUACCCAUGGCGGACAUCAUUUCCUCAAGCCAUUGUUACCCAGAGGCGCGAGCAUGGUCAAUAUUUUAUACACAUAGGAUGCAAUCAUUUAUGGCCUUAAUGGGAACUAAUAAAAGUUAUGUAGAUCUUGGAGAAGACUGA